CUUUACCCGACCCAACUUCCCUCUCACUUUUCAUUCCCUCUCACUAUUUAUAUAUACCCACACCCCCACACCCAAAUCAAACACACAUAUCCGACUCCCACUUAACACACUCAUCGCCCAUCUAUCAGUCUUGCUUGCUUCCAAAAUGGAACUCGAGCUCGGCCUUGCUCCUGCGGCGGUGACGGCGGCGACCCAUUUCGUUGACCGGAUCAAAGGUUUCGAUUUGAACGAUAAUAAUGCGUUCGAGGUAAAGGGUGACUGCCCGUUGACCAAGAAACGGCGGUUUGACGAGGCGAUUGAGGAUUGCGGGCGGGGCGGAUUAAAAACGCUUAUGUUGCUUCAAUGGGGUGGGAAGCCAGAUGAUGAUGAUGAUGAUCCAAAUGAGGCUCAGACCAAAUGUCGUGUUUAUCAAGGGAACCUAGACGAAGAAAGCAUAAUAGUGGGGUGGCCACCUAUAAGAACAUGGAGAAAGAGGGUGUUGCACGAGCAUCAAGGGGGUGGGUGGGUGUUUGUAGCCAAUAAUGGAGGAGGAGGAGGAGGAGAAAUUGUGGUUGAUAAUGGUAGGGUUAAUAAUGGUGGUGAAAGGAACUCCACAUUUGUGAAGGUGAAGAUGGAGGGUGUAGCCAUUGGGAGAAAAGUUAAUCUAAGUCUUUAUAACUCAUAUCAAAUUCUAUCCAACGACCUCAUCAAUAUGUUUGCAAGAUAUCGGGAUUGUGAAGAAAACGGUAGGGGCUAUACCCUCUUGUAUCAACACAAAGAAGGGGACUGGUUGGUGGCCGGAGAUGUUCCAUGGAUGUAAGCAUUUAAUUUUCUAAAUUUAUUAAUUACAAGUUAAAAUUUAGUUCAAUUUAAUAUUACACACAAAAAUAAAUUCAAGCAGAACAUAUUGUAAAACUGCUUUUUGACUUUCAGGACAUUUGUGGGGUCCGUACGAAGGAUAGAGAUACUCAAGAAUAGAAAUUGAGGGCGGAAGUAAUGAUUGAUAGGCUGUAUUUUGUCCUUAAAUAUUGUUACUUUUCAAACCCCUACGGGCAUAUUAAUUAAUGUUGUAUUAAAGCCUAUGAAAACGCAAGUGUAACUUGAUAGCUAGCUAUAUGCCUCACUAAUAUUAUAUUCAUUCGAUCUUUAUUAAAGGCAAAAUUUCAAAUUUGGCAUUAUUUACGUACUUCG
Messenger RNA from Cuscuta europaea, 1170 nucleotides. NCBI's taxonomy places the organism in Eukaryota, Viridiplantae, Streptophyta, Magnoliopsida, Solanales, Convolvulaceae. The record is from the annotation of a GenBank genome assembly.